This is a messenger RNA of Lentinula edodes (shiitake mushroom), 924 nucleotides long. RefSeq lists its product as uncharacterized. Lineage: Eukaryota; Fungi; Basidiomycota; Agaricomycetes; Agaricales; Omphalotaceae. The transcript is spliced from 8 exons. The record is from RefSeq and is a predicted model, not a curated record. The coding region runs from base 346 to 924 and encodes 192 amino acids.
UAUCUACAUAGUCGUAGACUAUCAGCGUGAUCGUGUUAGUGAACUUUAAGAAAAAAUCCCAUCCCGAGAUAAACGCGUCUCUCAUCACCCGUCUUGAUGUUCGGAACUCCGAAGGAAAAUUCUGAUGGUUCAUGAGCACAUAUGCUCUUCGCGAACUAAAUGAUGGCUAUCUUCGACUAGCUAGGCCCAAUUCUCUAAAUUACACUGUCGUUGAAGCCAGCAUCCUGGGUGAUGACUCGGAAGCAUGUAUAUGCGUACAAGAUUCACGCGCUCUCGGCUAAGUAUCCUAUUAAUUACUAAGCGCGCUUCUUUCUUCCACUCUCAUUCUCUAGUUGAGAACUUACUAUGAGCCCUAAGCCUGAUCAAUCCGGGAUGGUCGAAGUACUGUCGCAAGCUCUGAAAGAAUCUCAGGGUCGUGCGACUAGACUGGAAAUAGAACUUCAAAGUGCUGUCGCUAUCUCCGAAGACCUCAAAAAACAGAACUUGCGUCUGUCGCAAGAUGUGAUGAAGCUUUCAGGCCCUAAGCACGAACCGGUCGAGGAUAGUAAAGUGCCAGUCAUCUCGGACGAGAUUUCUAGACUGGAAGAAAAGAAUGCCGAGCUAAGGACAACAAUCUCAACCCUCAAUACGAAAGUUGAAGAGUUUCAGGAAGGUUUAGAAGCAGCGAAUAAGCGUAAGGUCAAGCUAGAGGUAUCAUUGACCAAGGCUCAAGAGGAACUCAAAGGAAGAAAGGAGCACAUCACAGAGUUCACUUCAAAAUAUUCUCAAUCAAAACAAAAGAAAAAGGAACUACAGGGAGAAUUGAAAGCAGCCAGUGAACGCGUGGACGAGCUCGAAGACUCGUUAAUUCAGCUUCAUGAGAAGUAUGCCAAGUUAAAACACGAAAACAAGGAAAUGCAACAGGCAAGCUCAAUUUUAUCAUAA